Messenger RNA from Gallus gallus (chicken), 6669 nucleotides. It is a transcript of the gene C1GALT1, whose product is annotated as core 1 synthase, glycoprotein-N-acetylgalactosamine 3-beta-galactosyltransferase 1. Lineage: Eukaryota; Metazoa; Chordata; Aves; Galliformes; Phasianidae. The record is from RefSeq and is a predicted model, not a curated record. Gene Ontology annotation, cellular component: membrane. The transcript has 4 exons. Gene Ontology annotation, molecular function: N-acetylgalactosaminide beta-1,3-galactosyltransferase activity. The coding region runs from base 1712 to 2830 and encodes 372 amino acids.
GGGGGGGCAAGGUGGUUUGCAGAGCAACAGUUAUGGGAAAAUAGAUGGAAAAGAGGGUAAAAAGGCCCAGUCAAGUGCAAACAAACACUGGUCAGUGUGUUUGUCUGGUCAUACUCUAUGCCAGAUUUCUGCAGCCUGUUGCUUUUUCUCAUUAAGCCCCAUAUCUAACUGUUCAUGUGGAAGAGAGGACUGUAUAUUCAUGUGCGCAUAUUGAAGUCUCAGUGCCAGCAACAGGAAUGAUACUGUAAGCUGUAGGGACCUCUGUGACUGGUGAGAGAGAGAGGGUCUAAGUGCCACCAUCCGGGUUGGUGACCUGGAGAGAGCAGAGCAUGUGUGUGUUGGUGGGUCUGUCGGUGUGUGAUUGCUGGUGAGCACUGGGCUGGGCUGGCUGGUGAAUAGGACAGGGGCCCCGCGGCCAAGUAUGAGUGCAGCUGGGUGUGGGCAUGAUGCUAGUGAGAUGAGAGGAUCUUUGAGUUGGCAGUGAGAGAGAUGAGAAGAGAAUAUGAGGUUUGAAAAUUGUUUUGGAGGCCCAUUGGUGCAUGUGCGUGAGAGAGGUGACGAUACAAAGGGCGGCUGAGCAUCCGGGGCUGUUUAGUGGCAGAUCUGGGGUGCACCCAUGGGCAGCUGGCGCUGUGAAUCUGGAUGAGAUCUGAACCAGCAAUGGAGGGAGUCUGUGGGGAGACCAGCAGUUCCUGGAUAGAUGGAGUUCCUGUAGAGGUCAGCGUUGUGUGUAUGCCCAUAUUUCACGCUAACAGACUUUUGUCCCGCUUGGCCAGAGAAGGGAACAGCUUGAGGUGUGUGUGCAUGUGUGCCAUGCAGCCUCAGCCUUGCUGCUGCCAGUACCUGGGACAAGGAGCUGCAGCUGCCUUGGGCUGCCAUGGCCAGCAGCACCCAACAGGUGAAAGUUACUCUUUGUGCAAGUUGAGGAUGCAGGAAUCUUUGGUUCUCAAGACGUAAAUUUGAAGCGAAACCUACAAUGGCUGCUAAGUUGUGACAGAGUUUUAAAACAUUCGUCGUUUUGGCUGAUGUGAAUAAGGCUACUUACAUGAGUGUGUAAGUAGAUAAAGAGAUUUAUUUAAGCUGUCAUGAUGUAGUAAUGGAGCACAAGUGUAAGCUUAUCGUAACAGGCUUUUUUUCCUUUCUUUUUAAAUUGCAUCUCCUUUUGAAGUCAGAGGAAGUGAAGAUAGAAGUAGGAAUAAAAACGGGGGUCCUUCUGCAUGUAUCUCACCCCUGAAUAAAUCCCUUUUUGGAGAAGAGUGGUAACAAGGAAGUGUGGGUGGGAGUGCUUGCUGCUUUCAGUUACUGCUGCUGGCAAGUUCAAAGGCACUGCAUGAGUCAAAUAGCAACGUACUGUUAAAAAGCAGAGGCACUGUCCUGUGUGCUGCUGCAGUUUAUGGGCGUAUGGGUAUGUAUGCGUGUAUGUCCAAUUGGUUGAUAUGAAUUUGACAGAAUGAUGAGCAGAUUGUUUCAAAUUGAAAACUGUCUAAUAGUAUUAAUAAGAAUAAUAUUGAACAGCGGGACAACUUUUUUUCUACUAGAAGCUGCUGCAGCUACCUUGUGUGCAUCCAUGGAUUAUUUUUCCCCCUUUUAAAUAUGCUGAAGGAAGUCAUUGUUUUAUCCUGGCACUCUCCCUUUGCACAUUCCCAGUUCUGAGGAGACCUUUGUUGUGAUACGUGGGACAAGUUAAAGCACAAAAAGAUAUCUUCAGUGCAUGUAUUACCUUUGGGAAAUGGCCUCUUCUAAGUCUUUGAUGAACCUUCUGACCUUCAGUUUUGGAUCUGCAAUAGGAUUUUUUCUAUGCUAUCUCCUGUUUAGCAUGAUACUAGAAGAACAGGUUGAGAUCCAACCUCAUAUUCUUCACAAUGAUCCCCAUGGUCAACACUCAGAAGAUACUGAUAACAAUCAGCUGCAAGGACAAAUGAAUUUCAAUGCGGACUCUGGACAGCAUAGAGAUGAGAAUAGAAACAUUGCAGAUGGACUCUAUGAGAAGGUGAAAAUACUUUGUUGGGUCAUGACUGGGCCUCAAAAUCUAGAGAAGAAAGCCAGACAUGUUAAAGCCACCUGGGCCCAGCGUUGCAAUAAAAUACUUUUUAUGAGCUCUGAGGAAAAUAAAGACUUCCCAACGGUGGGCUUAGAAACCAAAGAAGGCAGGGACCAACUUUACUGGAAGACUAUAAAAGCUUUUCAAUAUGUUUAUGACCAUUAUUUUGAUGAUGCUGAUUGGUUCAUGAAAGCAGAUGAUGAUACGUAUGUUAUAUUGGACAAUUUAAGAUGGCUUCUUUCAAAAUACAGUCCUGAACAGCCAAUAUACUUUGGAAGAAGGUUUAAGCCUUAUGUGAAACAGGGCUACAUGAGUGGAGGAGCAGGGUAUGUUCUGAGCAAAGAAGCUCUGAAAAGAUUUGUUACUGCUUUUAAAACCAACAAAUGCUCUCAUAGUUCCUCUAUUGAAGACCUAGCGCUAGGAAAGUGCAUGGAGAUCAUUAAUGUACAAGCAGGAGAUUCUAGGGAUACAAGUGGUAGGGAAACCUUUCAUCCCUUUGUUCCAGAACAUCUCUUGAUCAGAGGAUACCUACCAAAAACAUUCUGGUAUUGGAAUUACAAUUACUAUCCUGCUGUAGAGGGCCCUGGAUGCUGCUCCGACCUUGCGGUUUCAUUUCACUAUGUUGAUUCCAUGACUAUGUAUCACUUGGAGUAUUUGGUUUAUCAUCUCCGUCCGUAUGGGUAUUCGUAUCGGUACGAUCCUGAUUCGGCAAAGGGCCUGGAGGAGCAGAACAAAAAUGAAGCACAAGAGGAUAAUCCAAAGCUAAAGCAAAAAACUUCUGAGAAUUAAUUGGACUUUGAAGGAAACUGAAAGAAGGCAGUACGGUGAAUAAGGGUCUUCUCAAACUCCUGCAUGAAGCUUGUGGACUAGGAUUAUUCAUGGUGAUUCUUACGUUGGCUGUACUACCAGUCAGUGUCUGUGCACAAAAGAGUCCAGUGUAGGCUCUGGCUGUUUGGGGUAGUGUGACAUUGCAGCCCUACUCAUGAAGAUACUGGGCCCUAGAACUGUGAAACAGGAGGAGGUUCUGCUAUGCUGGUCCCUAGAAGAACUCGUGUUUAAAAGCAUAGUGGACAGAUUCAAAGAUAAUCAUACAGUAUUUCUUUUUUUUCCUUCCAAAUGUUCUGUUACGUGAGUUCUUAUACUAGAAAUCUGAUGUGACGCAAAUGCUUCAUGAUGUUUUCCUCCGGUAUUCUCAGUAUUCUGAACUUACUGUGUGCAUGUUGCCCUAGAAGGAAGUGAGAAGGGUAAAAAAUAGAGCCUCAAAUCUGCUUUGCCUUAAUGACAGACUGGUUGAUAAGAACAGAGACGCACCUCAGAGAUUCAUGUCUGAAUUAUUUCAGAAAUUAAAUUCACUGCUAUGAAUUAUUUACCAUUUUUUACUGUAAAUCUCUAUUGUACAGAACAGUAUGAAGUUAGAUCACUACUGUCAUAGGGAAAAAUCCAGGGAUAGUUAUUAUGGUUCAGAUUACUGAGGUGAUGUGAGGAGACUGUGUUUGUCCGUGGCUUUUGUUUUAAAUUUAAAUCAAGUUACCACUUGGUUAAAUGGAUAUAUAAAUUCAUCUCAGAACUUGGAAAGAGGAAGAUGCAUUUUCAUAUGAAAGCUCUUCUCCUCCAUUACGUUUCCCCUGUAAAUCAGAAAGGUUGGUAUGUUAGCAAGGUUAAGGUGACAUGUAAUAAUUUGGAUUCAGCCAGUGUUAAUUAAUUCAUUUCUAUUCAAUUUUCCCAUUCCUGUACUUUGAGAUUGUGGAGCUCCCUUAUUCAUAGGAUUUUACAGAUACAAACACGUACUGUUGUAAAACAGCAACAAAGCUCAUUUGACUGCUUGGCUUCAAGUACUUCAUUUCCCUUUUCUGAACUUUUCCUCCGUUCUUAAAGUUUCUCCUGCAUUUGUUUCCUGUUGCUUUUUUCAGAACAAAGUGUUAGCUGAUCCCUGAGUCGCUCUUGGAAGCUGAAGCGUAGAGUUAUUCAGGUAACGCAGCCUGAAUGCAGGUAUCUUUCAAAGUGCAUUAAUCUCUCCACUACUUUAUGAGUAUCUCUGCCUCAUAAGUGAAAACGCUUUCUUGGUGUGGAACAAAACAGUUUUAAUUACUGAAGAAUUUACAGAAGUGGAGUCUGUGUUUUACACACAGGACACAAAACUUUGUGGUUUUCACUUCUUACGAAUUCAGUUAAUAGAGCAGUUCAGGGGAUGGGGUUAAGCUUGACAUGCCUUUGUUCCACACUUGAACAAAAUUUCUUUUUAGCAUUUUUCACCUUCAUCAUAUUGAUGAAUUUGGACAUAACCUGAUUACCUCCAGUCACUGCUUUGGAAAGGGCACAUACCGAUAGCAGGCAGCCUUACUUACUACUGCUGUCCUUCAGGGUGUUCCUGGGAGAGGAUGUUAACGUAAAGUACUGGAAUUUGUGUUUUCCAAAGAUAAUUCUCGCACAGAUUGGGGUUCUGUCUGUGGUCCAGUUGUGAGGUCAUGACUUCUUUUCUGAUCAUUACUCUGCAGCAUAACGGCAAUUACUGAAAUACAUGGAAUCGAAAUAUCGUAUGUCGUGUCUCUGCCUGAAUAUAGGUUAGGUUCGUAUGUUAAAUCUGUUGAUCUUUCAUGAGAAAGAUCCUCUGAAAUACUGAAAGAGAUGAGCUUUAUUUUAUGUUAACCGACUUGAGUAGAAAAUUCUAACUGUAUUUGUUUAGAAAAAGGAAAAAGCCUCCAGUUUGCUCUACUCAGAGGGGUGCUCGUCCACACAAUGCCUGAGAGCUUCUUUUAGUUAGGUGCUUCCUUCUGUCUGCUAAACGUUUGUCCCGUGUGCCACGCAGACAAGAAGAUGGUGAAAUCCACAUGCUGUUGGUAAGUCUGGUGGCAUUGUUCAAACCCGCAAUUAGAAGUUCUGGAAUACAUCAGGAAACUGUAGAAUGAAAUCAAGAUCCCAACGUUAAUCUCUUUGCCUUUCCUCUGGGGCAAUUGUGAUGGUUGUCUGCUCCCCAGCUGUGGCCUGUGGGCUUAGCAGAGCAGGGCAGGGCCUCGGGUGGAAUGGAGGAAUAAAGAAGUGAGCAGCACGUAUCUGUAGGUUCCAUUUCUUUAGGGAGCGAGGCUGAGAACGUGCUGCCUUGUGACAAGUAGGCGGCCUAUCUGGAGAAGUAAGAGCAGCCUUCUGUUCCAGUGCUCCUUCUUGCUUUGCUUUAAAGUGUUCUGCUCCCAGGCCUCUGAUAUUAUUUCUUUUGCCUUUCUGGCAGUACUGCAAAGAAAUACAAAUACUGUUUUCCUGUCAGUAUCCAGAUAGGCCUGAAAAAGUAUCGAUUGUACAUUCUAGUAGAAGGCUGUUGCUCUCUGUUAAAUUGCAACGUAGCAAUGAGCUGAUGCCUCCUGAAAUGAGCAGUCUGCAUCUCAUUCUUCAAAAGCUUAAGCAGACGAGACUGGACUUUGAGCAGUUGGUAUAAUCUUCACAUGCCAUCUUGCAGAACCAUUAGCAGUUUAUUAUUUCACUCUCAGGUCUUCGUGCUUUCACAGAGUAUUUAUUGAGUAUUCCUGUUACCCCAGCAGGCUUCUCCUCUGGAGGAUUCACCUUUGUGAAGCACAGAAGCACGGAGUCUCUUUGGUUUUUUAGAUCAUUGUGCUCUCUCUGUCUCACUCUCAGAUCUCUUAAUGUUAUGAAACACAGAAACUUCCAUUGGUAUGGUUGUGAUUAAAACGGUGCAUCUAACACUUAUGAACUAGCUUUCUUGGAAUUAGGAAGCAGCAGGCUUUUCUUAAACAGUUGUUUGCCCCUGGAUAUGGGAAUGUUCCUUAGUGUAAGACAGUAACAUAUUAACCCUGCAGUGUGUUUUAGCUCAGAAGAAAUGAGAGUGCCAAGAAAAGUUCCUAAUUGGAGGACAGUGUUAAAUUUAGCUUGCAGAAAAAGACCAGAUUUAAUCUUUCACUUUGAGUUCAUUUGUGCAGUCUGUGUUGGACUUGGUGAAGGGGUUUGUGUGGUGUUAGCACAGUCUCUCGUCUUGGGGGAGGUCUUUCCCCAGUGUCUUUUGCCUGUAGGGACACUGUCUUUGUUUUGCUCUGAUGGGGUUAUGUAUUAAAAUCACUUUUUCUUUACAUGUGACUGUUUGUUCUGUUCUGUUUCCAGUGUGCGUUUCAGUGAGUAGCUGGCACACCUGUAGUGCGCAGUUUGCUAUCCAAGAAGGGCUUUUAUCUUUGUACGACUAAGAAAGGUGUGGGUUAUCUCUCUGAUGUCCUGCUACUGCUGCUAACGGUGCACACACAGAAGGACAUAGACCCUUCAAUAUGGCACAACGUGGGAAGGCUGCUUUGUCCUUUUUCUGACAAGAAAAACUUCUGUGGGAUUCCAAAGGUGUAAUUUGCUUUAGUUUACCAUACUGUAUUUAAAGUACUCCAGAAAUGUUGUCAAUGCUCUUUAGAAGAAAUAAAAUGAAUAUUGCUGCUGGACAGUAUAUUCCACUUAAAACUUGUGAAUGUUUCAUUUUGCAGUUAUAAGCUGUUGUGUCCCUACUGACAGGUGUAAGUUGGUGACUUGUCUGGACUGAUCACCGUAAGAUUUGUUUCUGGAAUACCUUCUUUGAAGUGCCUUUGACCAAUUUUUAGCAUCAAAAUUAAGUUCAGAAUUGAAUAAAUGAAAUAAGUUAUCUCACA